AUGAAAGACCAGGAGUUUUUAUGUUCAUGUCAUUUUGUUCCUUCCCCUGUGAUGGUCCACGAGCCCAGCUGCUCCUACCCGAAGCUGCAGGCCACGGACAUGGUCAUCAAGAUCGAGGAGCUGAAGCACACCCAGCGGGCCCUGGAGGACAUCAUGGCCGCGAACACCGGCCGCUCCAGGGAGGAGAUAGCCGCCGCGAUCCAGCGCGACCGCUACAUGUCGGUCCGGGAGGCCGUGGAGUUCGGGCUCGUGGACGCCGUGAUCGACGACAGGCCGCGCGGCGUCAAGGGCGGCGAGGAGACGCCUGCGACCCCGGUUCGAUAA
Messenger RNA from Prorocentrum cordatum, 324 nucleotides. The record is from the annotation of a GenBank genome assembly. Lineage: Eukaryota; Dinophyceae; Prorocentrales; Prorocentraceae.